AUGGACGACGAGCGACAACCCAAACGACUCUUCUACGGAGACGUCGCGACGGGUUCUCGCCGUCAAGGAGGCCAGAUUCGCCGUUACAAGGAUACCCUGAAGUCCUCCCUGAAAUGCCUGCAAAGCAACCCCACAAACUGGGAGGAGCUCGCACUCGAUCGACCGACCUGGAGGAGGACAGUGAAGACAGGCGCUGCGAUCUACGAAGCCAACCGCAUCGCUGACGCCAAAGCGAAACGUGAAGCCCGCAAAUCACAACUUCGCCCAGUACGCAACGCCGCCGCACAACCGCUUCCAACGUGUCCUCGAUGUCAACGGACAUUCCGGGCUCGAAUCGGGCUUGUUGGACAUCUUCGGAUUAACUGCGCCUCUCGAACAGCACCAACCAUCGUCCCCCCGCCUGCCUCUUCCUCCUCCUCCUCCUCCUCUCCGCCGCCUACUAACCCUGACAAUUCUUCUGACCCACCACUUCCAUCCUCCUCCUCCUCCUCCUCCUCCUCCUUCUCCUCCUCCUCCUCCUCUUGCUCCUCCUCCUCGCCCACUGCUCCAACGGCGGCCGCUCAGGCGACUGUCCCACGCAGAGCAACCGACACUACCACCACCUCCCCCGAAUCCAGGGAUGAGGAUCAGGACUACACCUGCCCUCACUGCGAUCGCACCUUCACCUCACGUAUCGUCCUGGUCGGUCACUUGCGAAUCCAUCGCACAGAGCCUGGCGAACCAGUGCGUGAAGCAUUAACCUACACCCACCGCACUCGCCUCCACUGCACACACUGCCCUCGCACCUUCACGCAUCGCAUGGGUCUAUUCGGCCACAUGCGCAUCCACGAGAGCGGCCUUGACCGCACUCCCGACACACCCACUACAUCAAACACAUCCACCGUGCACACUUCCACUCUCGUUCCAUCCGUCCGCGACACCACCACCACCACCACCACCACCGCCUCCUUUGUAGCUGACACUGACACCGCCGACUUCUCAUGCCCACACUGUCCACGCACAUUCACCUCACGCAUCAGCCUGGUCGGUCACUUGCAAAUCCAUCGCACAGAGACUGGCGAACCAGUGCCUGGAGCACCCACCUAUACCCACCAAGCUCGUCUCAACUGCCCACACUGUCCUCGCACUUUCAGGCAUCGCAUGAGCCUAUUCGGCCACAUGCGCAUCCACGACGACCUGCGGUAG
Molecule: messenger RNA, 1185 nt
Organism: Spirometra erinaceieuropaei
Lineage: Eukaryota; Metazoa; Platyhelminthes; Cestoda; Diphyllobothriidea; Diphyllobothriidae
Source: the annotation of a GenBank genome assembly